AUGCCUAUACUCACUCUUCAUCUUCUGAAGCUGAACAAAGUGACCGAUGCCCAAUCAUUCAUCCACCAACUCAAGCAGUCCACCAAAAUCGUCGUCUCCUCACGCCCUCGACACAUCGUAAUCCACCCAUCCCUUCUAGACAAUAACCCACUAGCCACAACAAAUUGGGAUCUCCUACUUCUCCUCCAGAACUCAGCACCAACAGAAGAUCCAAUUCCAUCCACACUCCGCCAAUCAAUUCAGGAAGAAUACAAGCUUACAACCGGAAUUCCAUCAAAGCUCCUCGGUACUUAUUCCGACCGGGAUGCUGACCUAAAAGCCAAAGCGUGCUCAAUCCCACUUACCGGAUCUCUAGAUGAGAUCCUCAAGGGCGAGACAAAAACCACCUCUCAAAAUCUAGAAGUUUCUCCCGAACUACUGGAUUUCAUGCGCGAUGUCUCGAAGACACAUCCGGGACCGGUGACGAUGUUGAACUUGUUACAUUUCCACCAUCCAGAUGGCAAGCAAAAUUACUUUCAGUAUGGACAGGCGUUUGUGCCUGUCGCUGGGAAACGAGGUGGAAGUGCGAAGUUGGUCGGGAAUGUGGUGCCUCCUCAGGGGUGGGAUUCCCCGGGGAUUGAGUAA
Penicillium odoratum is the source of this 624-nucleotide messenger RNA. RefSeq lists its product as uncharacterized. The transcript has a single exon. Bases 1 to 624 code for a protein of 207 amino acids. The record is from RefSeq and is a predicted model, not a curated record. Lineage: Eukaryota; Fungi; Ascomycota; Eurotiomycetes; Eurotiales; Aspergillaceae.